AUGGUCCUCCAUGACAUCAAGAAUAUUAUGAACUGCCUUCUCUCUCCAGCAGAAUACAUGUUGUGGGAGAGGCAGUGGAAGAAACAUUUAAAGCAGUUAUCAGAUGUUUAUGCAAGAGAUGCUAACAGACCUAAUUUUACUUUAGAGCAAUUAGCAGGAGAAGGAGAUUUCCAAAAGCCCCGAGAUCAGGCCCGAGACCUGCCUGAAGCAGCUUUACAGGAUAUAGCUAAUGCUGCUAAGAUAUCUCUUUUUACCACCCCUGAUGAUAAAGUGCCAACACAUUGCUUCACCAAUAUUAAGCAAGGGGCAACUGAGUCUUUUAUUAAGUAUAUUGAUAAGUUAAAAGUGGCCAUUGAAAAGCAGAUAGAGACCCCACAGGCACAAAAGGAAUUAUUAGUAAAAAUAGCAAUGGCCAAUGCUAAUCAGGAGUGCAGAGCAGUUUUGCAAGCCCUCCCUCUGGACCCCGAACCAACCAUAGAUCAGAUGGUUGAAGCUUGCACCAAACACUCCUCUGCCUCAAACCCUCCUUAUUAUUUAAAGGAACAGACUCCUGUGGUACAGGCCUUCUUACUUCCUAGUGACUGCCCAGAUCAUGUUCCCCUCAACCCCACUGCUAUGUGGACACAGGUUGUGGGCUCCUGCAAACCCAUCGUGGACUGCAGCCUGUUUUGUUAUGGGGAAAGGAUUCAGCGCCCAGGAAUGAUAGACACUGGAGCAGAUGUUACCAUCAUCGCCUGCUCCGAGUGGCCAGACAAUUGGGAAUUACAACCUGUAACAGGCAUGAUUUCAGGAAUUGGAGGGAUGACAGCUUCCAUGAGGAGCAAACGGAAUAUUGUCAUCGAAGGACCUGAGGGACAAAUGGCAACCAUCAGGCCAUUUUUGGGAUUUUUAGUCGGGGUCACUGAGAAGCGCGCCACACCUACCAUCCCCCAACUCACCUGGAAACAGCACCAUCCAGUGUGGGUUGAUCGGUGGCCCCUAUCUGAGACCAAACUGCGCGCACUGGAAGCCCUUGUGGAAGAGCAGCUUGCCAAGGGCCACAUCACUGAGUCCAAUAGCCCUUGGAACUCCCCUGUCUUUGUCCUGUGCAAACCAGGCAAAGACAGGUGGAGACUCCUUCAGGAUCUCCGGAAGAUCAACGAUGUCAUUGAGGAAAUGGGACCCCUUCAGCCUGGCAUGCCCUCCCCUUCAAUGCUCCCCCGGGAUUGGAAGCUGGCUGUCAUUGACAUAAAGGACUGUUUUUUCAACAUACCACUCCAUCCUCGGGAUGCUCCCAGAUUUGCAUUCUUGGUUCCCUCUCCAAACAGACAAGCACCUUUAAAAAGAUACCAUUGGCUGGUCCUUCCUCAGGGGAUGAAAAAUUCUCCUACCAUCUGCCAAUGGUACGUGGCCCACAUCCUGUCACCUGUGAGGACCUUGUUCCCAGAUGCCGUCAUCCUCCACUACAUGGAUGACAUCCUGGUUUGUGCUGCUGACGAUGACUAUCUGCACUGGACUUUACAAAAAACUAUCCAGAUAAUUGAGGACACUGGAUUUGAGAUCUGUGAGGACAAGAUCCAGCACACCUGCCCUUGGACCUACCUGGGACUCCAGAUCCGCGAGCGGACCAUUGUGCCCCAACAGCUGACCAUCAAAGACGACCCCAAGACCCUGCGGGACCUACAUCAGCUCUGCGGGUCCAUCAACUGGAUACGCCCUCUGCUUGGGGUAACAACAGAAGUCCUUGCACCCCUCUUCAACCUGCUCUGUGGCAGUGAGGCCCUCGACUCACCACGCUCCCUCACGCUGGAGGCCCAGGAAUCCAUCACCAAGGUCCAGGAGGCCCUGUCUUCAUGA
Messenger RNA from Pseudopodoces humilis (Tibetan ground-tit), 1836 nucleotides. NCBI's taxonomy places the organism in Eukaryota, Metazoa, Chordata, Aves, Passeriformes, Paridae. The record is from RefSeq and is a predicted model, not a curated record.